Molecule: messenger RNA, 2194 nt
Organism: Cornus florida
Lineage: Eukaryota; Viridiplantae; Streptophyta; Magnoliopsida; Cornales; Cornaceae
Exons: 11
Coding region: 216-1865 (549 amino acids)
Molecular function (GO): protein binding
Source: RefSeq, a predicted model, not a curated record
GACACACACGCGUGACUGUGUAUGUGUGUCCCCCCAACUCUCGACUCUCACGAUCACCUGCAAGUCCAAAGUCUCAACUCCAUAACCCCGAUCGUUCCUUCAUUCCUUCAAACACAACCAGCACUCACUAUUCUAGAGAGAGAAAGCAUAGAGAGAGAAUCGAAUUGCCAUGAACGCAUGCCUCGCGAUCGAUCAUCAUCAUCAUCGCCGUCGCAAUGAUCAACAACACCAACAACAGCAACAUCCAAGGCUCGAUGUCACCUUCGUCGACUAACAACGCUCAAUCUCAAGGCCUUAAAACCCACUUCAAAACCCCCGAAGGCCGUUACAAACUGUAUUGCGAGAAAACCCACCCCGCUGGCCUCCUUCCCUUCGCUCAUGGCAAAUCCGUCACUCAGAUAACCCUAGCGCAGCUCAAGGACAAGCCGGCACAGGCGGCGCCUCCGCCAAGCUCAAGCUAUGGUGCGAGCAGCGGAGUGAGGUUUGUGGCGGCAAAGUUUUUAGGUGGCAGCAAUGGCGGACGAGCGCUUAGUUUUGUUGGAGGAAAUGGUACCAGCAAGGCUAAUGGUGGAGUUAGUAGGAGUGGUACACUGGGAGGGUUGAAUGGUGGUAAUUCUUUGGUUAAUUCGAAUUUUGAUGGAAAAGGGACUUAUCUGAUAUUCAAUCUAGGGGAUACCUUAUAUAUCAGUGACUUCAAUUCGCAGGAUAAGGAUCCGAUAAAAUCCAUACAUUUUAGUAAUUCGAACCCCAUUUGUCAUGCUUUUGAUUCUGAAGCUAAGGAUGGGCAUGACUUGCUAAUUGGAUUGAACUCUGGGGAUGUCUACUCAGUAUCUUUGAGACAGCAACUGCAAGAGGUUGGAAAGAAGCUCGUUGGUGCCCAACAUUACAAUAAAGAUGGUUCUAUAAACAACAGCCGUUGUACUAGUAUCGCAUGGAUACCCGAACGCGAAGGUUUCUUUGUUGUUGCUCAUGCUGAUGGAAACUUGUUCAUAUAUGAAAAGAAUAAGGACGGCAAUGGUGAUUCUUCCUUCCCAGUCAUCAAGGAUCAAACUCAAUUUUCUGUUGCACAUGCACGAUCGAGUAAGAGUAAUCCAAUUGGUAGAUGGCAUAUUUGCCAAGGUUCGAUUAACAGCAUUGCUUUCUCAACUGACGGGAAAUAUCUGGCAACUGUUGGGAGAGAUGGUUACUUACGAGUUUUUGACUACUCAAACGAGCAAUUGAUUUGUGGUGGGAAAAGUUAUUAUGGAGCUCUUCUAUGCUGUGCCUGGAGCCCGGAUGGAAAAUACAUUUUAACUGGUGGUGAAGACGAUCUCGUUCAAGUUUGGAGUAUGGAAGACAGAAAGGUAGUAGCAUGGGGUGAGGGGCACAAUUCAUGGGUCAGUGGAGUGGCUUUUGAUCCAUAUCGGUCACAAACAUCCUCAGAAGAGUCGGGGGAAAAUGUCAUGUAUCGAUUUGGUUCUGUUGGCCAGGAUACUCAGCUGCUUCUUUGGGACCUGGCGAUGGAUGAGAUUGUUGUGCCACUACGGCGAUGUCCACCUGGUGGGUCCCCUACAUUUAGCCCCAGAAGCCAGUCUUCUCAUUGGGACAGUAUAAUCCCAGUGGGCACUCUCCAACCUGCUCCAAGCAUGAGAGACGUUCCAAAGCUGUCGCCACUAGUUGCGCACCGAGUUCAUUCUGAACCCCUUUCUGGCUUAAUUUUUACCCAGGAGGCUGUCCUCACUGCAUGUCGGGAAGGGCAUGUAAAGUUUUGGAUGAGACCUGAGCACUCAGAAAGUCAGUCAAGCAACUCAGAAGCCCUUCUAAGUUCUAGUUUAAAGGAGAAAACAUUAUUGCCGAACAAAGUUAGCAGCUCUAGUUACAAGUAGUAGUUAAAAGUGGGGUUGCCGAAAAGCACAUUCAUAGAGUUGAGUCUAUAUAACCCUUUUUCACUUUUGAGUUUAUGUUGCUUUAACUCAAUCAUGUCCAUUGGGUCCAGUUCAUAAUUUAUGUGCAGUGAUAUAAGUCAACUGGUUCUGUUUUAUAAGAGUAACAUUCUAUUUAUCUAUUUGAACUUGAGAAAGAAGUAUACAAGUGAGCAUACGCAAAUUAUGCAAAGUUGCUUUUGCUGUGGGAAUAACUUGAUCUGGUCUGGACUUUAUCGUCUAUUUAAAUUUUUCACUGGGAUUAGUCCAGGGUAAUUUUGUUACAGUGGAAA